Messenger RNA from Acanthopagrus latus (yellowfin seabream), 7547 nucleotides. It is a transcript of the gene nisch, whose product is annotated as nischarin. Gene Ontology annotation, cellular component: cytoplasm. NCBI's taxonomy places the organism in Eukaryota, Metazoa, Chordata, Actinopteri, Spariformes, Sparidae. Gene Ontology annotation, molecular function: protein kinase binding; phosphatidylinositol binding. Bases 335 to 4900 code for a protein of 1521 amino acids. The transcript is spliced from 28 exons. The record is from RefSeq and is a predicted model, not a curated record.
CUCGGUCGUUUCACUUUUUCUUUCAGAUUUAUGGUGGCUGUUGGUUAAAUCACAUUAUGUGACUGCUCAUACAAUUUACUUAUGUGUCACGCACGAUAAACAAAUGUUUAUUUUUACAGAAGUAAACAGCGAUGAGUAAAUUGUCACGGAGCUGUUGUAAAUAAAGUUUUAGCGUUUUUAAAGCGGUCAGCUGCUUCGUUCGGCAUCACAACAAACAUGGCGGCGGGAGGCGGUUAACGGGAGAGGAGCUCAGGAAGAUCCUCCGCGGACGUUUUAAAGAAGAGUUUGUUUUUUUACUGAACCGCAGAUUAUUUUUGCUCGGCCGGCUCUCAAGAUGGAGUCCACCCCGUUUCCAGAAGAGGUUCCGGAGAGGACAGUGUGUGUUGUCGGGUCGGAGCUGGUGGAAAACUACACUGUCUACAUCAUCGAGGUGACAGAUGGAGAGCACAAGUGGACCGUGAAGCACCGCUACAGUGAUUUCCACGACCUCCAUGAGAAGCUGACAGCAGAGAAGAAGGUGGACCGACGGCUGCUUCCUCCAAAGAAGAUGUUGGGGAAGAACUCGAAGAGUCUGGUGGAGAAGCGGCAGAAGGAGCUCGAACUCUACCUGCAGACGCUGCUGCUGCAGUUCCCACAGGCCACACCCACUCCGCUCGCCAGCUUCCUGCACUUUCACCUCUAUGAGAUUAACGGCAUCACGGCGGCACUGGCCGAGGAGCUGUUCCACAAAGGUGAGCAGUUGCUGCAGGCUGGCGAGGUGUUUUCUCUCCGUCCUCUGCAGCUUUACUCCGUCUCCCAGCAGCUACGUCUGGCCAAACCAACCUGCUGCAACGGAGACGCCAAAACCGACCUGGGACACAUCCUCGACUUCACCUGCCGGCUGCGAUAUCUCAAGAUGUGUGGUACCACAGGUCCAGUAGGAACCAGUAAUAUCCAGGAGAGCAGUCUCCCCUUCGACCUGUCUGUGUUCAAAUCACUUCUGCAGAUUGAGAUCAGCGAGUGCCACUCUCAGCAGAUUCGAGGUCUGCCGUCUCUGAGGUCGAGUUUGGCGACUCUGAGUAUCCACCGCUCCACGGAAACUAUGAUGUCGAUCCUGGUCCCGGAGGCUAUCGAGUUCUCACAGUGGGAGGCGGAGGGGGCGGAGUCUGGCUGUCCUGUCACGGCGGUCAUUCCCGUGUGGAGGAACCUGACGACACUGGACAUGAGUCACAACUGCAUCAGCACCAUCGACAACUCAGUGAAACUGAUUCCUAAGGUGGAGUUUCUGGAUCUGAGCUACAACCAGCUGACCACAGUGGAAAACCUCCAGCACCUGUACAAUCUGGUCCACGUGGAUCUGUCUUAUAACAGCCUGAAGGUCCUGGAAGCUGCUCACACCCGUCUGGGCAACAUCAAAACUCUGAGCCUGGCCGGCAAUCAGCUGGACCAACUGACCGGUCUCACUAAGCUCUACUCUCUAGUCAACCUGGACCUCAGCCACAACCAGCUGGCUCAGUUGGAGGAGAUCAGGAACAUCGGCUCUCUGCCCUGUUUGGAGAAACUCAACCUGUCCAGCAAUCCCAUGUGCAUCAUCCCAGACUACAGAACCAAAGUCCUGGCCCAGUUUGGAGACCGUGCAGCAGAGGUUUGUCUGGACGGUAAAGUGACGACAGAGAAGGAGCUGGACACAGUGGAAGUUUUAAAAGCCAUUCAGAAAGCCAAAGAAGUCAAAGACAGGAUGAGCAGCGGCGACAAGAAGAUCAGUGAGGAGACCAGGCUGUCUGCUGCUGCACCUCCUCACCUCUCCUCCUCCUCUCCCCCCUCCUCCUCUUCCUGCUGCUCCUCUGCUGUUGCUCCUCCUGCUGUCACCUCCUCUUCCUCUUCCUCCUCCUCCUCCUCCUCCUCCUCCUGUCCGGCCCAACAGGCUGCCUGCCCCAGCCAAGAAGUGACGAGCAAAGAAGAAGCCACCGCUCCCCCCAGUGUCCUCCCUCCUGUGGACGCUGCACCUCCCCCUGCAAGCUUUAACGACACCACACACCUCCUGUCUGCUGACUCUACCCAGGAACAACAACCUAUCGUCAGUCUGUCUGAAAACACACACUGUGGAGCUCCCACAAGUAUUACUACUACAACCCCUACUAUUACUGUCUGUUGUGUCUGCUGCUCCUCUUCCUCCUCGAGAUCAGUUGAAACGACUUGCUUCUCCUGCAGCAAAGACUGGUGUCCUUUACCUCCUGUUUAUCUGCUCUCCCUCUCCUCCUCCAACAAAGACUUCAUUACCCAGCUCUCCCACCGUCUCAGCUCAACGCUCAAGGAGCAGAAGAAGACGACAAAGAAGGAGGACGACGAGAAGGAGGAGGAGGAGGAGGAUGAGAGGGAGGAAGAGAAGAUAUUGGACCCCAGGGAGGUUCAGUCCCAUGUAGAGGACACCGAAGUGGGAAGUCCGAGUCUGGGUUCCAGGGACGGGUACUUUGAAAUGGGUCUGGAUGACUCUGUCGAGGAGUCGGUCUGCUUCCCCUCCACGUCGCUCCCUGUUCCUCCAGCAGACGAGCCCGGUGGCCACCAGGGGGAGCUCUGUGAUGAUGAGGAGGAGGAGCAGGAGCAGGAGGAAGAGGUUCAGGUCAGCAGGGUUCUGUGGUGCUACUGUCUUCAGGUGAAGGAGGAGGUGGAGCAGAAGCAGGUGUGUCUGGUGCUGAUGGACCGGGUGUUGGGCCUUCUGUACCUGUCAGAUGACAUCAUCAAUCAGGAUUCAGACCAGGAGCAGAGUCCUCCGGUUGAGGAGGUGCUGUCCAGUCUGCAGGUGGACCUCCUGGUGCCAUACUCUGAGCUUCUGCUCUCCUCCCAAACCGACCUCCCCGACUCCUGCCUUGCCUUUGGCCUCCAAACUGGUUCGACCCGCUGGUACAUCUUCUCCGAGGCCGACGAGCUCCGGCAGACCAGGACCGAGCUGAAAGUGCUGAUCCAGGCAGCAGGGUCUCAAACUGACCCAGAGCCUCCCAACACUCCUCAGCUCCUCCCCCGUUCACUCAUCAACUCCUGGGAGCUGGAGGAGAGUCAGGGAGCCCAGGGAGGCUAUCCUGCCCACCUCCUCUUGUCCUCCUCAUCCUCCUCGUCUGCCACAGACACCCAUCCCCUCCUGUCAGACAUUUUACCCAAGAGUGAUGAUCCCAGCCUCCCUUCUCUCCUCUUUCUCACCCACCGACACCUCUGGGUGCUGAAGACCGACUUCAGAGAGCUGGCAGAAACAGAGAGGAGGAGUGCUGACCUUCAUCAGAGUUCAUCUUCCUCCUCCUGGUGCCGACUGGUCCGUGUGCCCCUCGGUUCUGUGGUGCUUCACCCGGGACAGAGAGCAUCUCAGGUCGGGGACAGAACCAGCAACACCGCCUGCCCUGACCCUAAACACCAGCUGAGGAGGAGACACACCGUGGAGCUUCUGCUGGGCGGCCAGAGGCUGCUGCUGCUCUUCCCUCUGGCCCAGGACAGGAGCUCCUUCCUGGUGGAGUUGAAUCAGCGGAGAACCUCUCUGGAAGGAAUCAAGAUGGUGGCCCUGGCCCGGGUCUGCACUCCCAGUCCACACCAAGGACACAACGCGCAAGGCCGUCACAGAUCCAGAGACCAGUGCUGCUGUAACAGUACCGGGAAAUCACACAGCAGCAGCAGCAGCUGGGACUCUUCUCGCCUUCAGAUGGAGGACAACCAGCCGUCGCCCCACCUCACUCCCGGUCUGUCUCCAGGAUUGAAGCUCCUGGCUGGGCUCGGAGGACAGCAACUGCUGGCCUACUUUCACAGAUAUAUAGCAAUGUCUGAGGCGGAGGAGGUGAGACAGGUCUUGUGGCUGUCUGUGGUUCUCUACAAGUCUCCAGAGUCUGAGCUCACCUGCUGUCUGCUGCUGUCCAAUGAUACGAUCUACUUCCUGUUGGAAGACUCUGCCUCCUCACUCGGUCAUCACUCAGUGUUGGACAUCAUGGACUCUGGAGAUCCGGAUGUUUGUCUGUGCUGCUGUCUGUCCAUCAGACUGUCUGAGCUGCUGUCUGUCAAUGUGGGACUGUUCGACCAGUACUUCAGAGUCGUAGGUCGUUCGGCCGAUCACAUCGUGUGCUGUCUCAGCAGGGACAGUUAUGGAACAGGCAUCUUCCUUCAGGAGCUGAUGUCGGCUCUCAGUCUGCAGCAGCAGCUUCCUGCUCCAGAGCCGUCAGAUCAGGACUUCUACUCUCAGUUCACCAACACAAACACGGGUAAGAUGCAGAACUAUGAGCUGGUCCACAGCAGAGUGAAGUUUAUUUAUCCCAGUGAGGAGGAGAUGGGAGACUUGACCUUCAUCGUGGCAGAGAGGAAAGCUCCAGUCAGCGCAGCUUCCUCGUCCUCACGCUCCUUCAACGUCCUGCUGUACCUGCUGGUCUUCCAGGUCCAGAUUCCCAGCAAUCUGCCUAGCCAAGGCUCCACUCUCUCAGGCCACUCCCCCUCUGUUUCCAGCUCCGCCCCGUCCCCUGUUCUCCAGCCCAGGACUUUGAUCCUGACCAGCACCGAUGUAUUCCUGUUGGACGAGGACUACGUUAGCUACCCUCUACCCGACUUCGCCAAAGAACCUCCCUCCAGGGAGCGGUACCAGCUACGCGAAGCUAGGAGGAUCCGCGACUUGGACCGGGUCCUGUUGGGGUACCAGACCUACCCUCAGGCUCUGACCCUGGUGUUCGAUGACCUGCCCGGCCCCGACCUGCUCUGCCACCUCACCAUGGACCACUUUGCUGCCGCAGAGGAGGCCCCGCUCAGAGGGGGCGGGGCCAGUGGGGGCGCAGAGGGCGAGGUCCAGUGGUGCGUGUUUGUCCCAGGAGCCGACAGCAGAGAGAGGCUGAUUUCACUCCUCGCUCGCCAGUGGGAGGCGCUGUGCAGCCGGGAGCUUCCCGUUGAGCUCACGGGUUGACUGGUCGAAGACGAUGACAGACAGAUGGGUGACUGUUCAGCACCUGGGAGCUGCUCAGCCUGAUGGUGGAGUCGGCGUGUGACCAGGAUAGUUUACACAAAGAUUCAGGGCGUGAAUGGCUGUUUAAAGGGCUCAGUAUGCUUCAGACAGAGUAGUUUGUACAGGAGCAAUAAGUGAUGAACGCUGUUCACAUGAAAAGAUACAGAUGUUGCGUGAAAGAUGAUAAAAAAGAGCUAGAGACCGUUUUAAACACAGUGCAGAACUAUUGUCUCCCCCUUCUGGCAGUGACAGUAAUUGCACACAAUUAAGAACAUUUUGACUCCAAAGGCUCCUCCACAGUCUUUGCUGUACCUUAGUCGUAUUUGUUCCCCUUCAGCCCUGGCAAAUCAAACUUAGUUGGUUAAGUUAAAUGCAUCGCUACCAGGACAUCAGCCUUAGAUUCCAGAUUUAAAUACUAUAAUAAUGCGAAAUACAGAGAGAUAUACCUGGAGGUAAAGUCUUUUACUCUUGCCUUAAAUACAGUCUACUUGCACACCUCCCCACAGGUGUGCAUGUAGACUGGAUAAGUUGCCAACCACAUCUUAUCACUGCAUGCUGAAUUUGUUUUAAUCAGCCAUCUGUGGAGAUUACUUACAGAAAGUCUCUGUUCUAAACCUUAACGUUCAUCUUGGCAUUAUGUUGCAACAAAAGAUGAACCAGGGUAAGUGUUUUGCCGGAUGGCCGGGUGUUUUAUUGUUCUACUUGUCAUUUUUAUACUAAUUUCAAACCAAAAUUAGGGUGUAUACAUGUUGUUUUUUUUAAACCCGCCAAUGAUUGGCAAUGCACUCUUUUCACAUUGCAAGUGAACCAUUUGCCUCUCUGUUUUUGUGUCCUGUUCAUCUUCUUGAACGCGGCAGAAAAACAAGCAACAGUAGGACACAGCAGAUCAUACAUGUAAUCAGAAUACAUCCAGAGGGCAUUAAACUUGUUUUAGAAAGUCAUAGGCAAAAAUAGUCUGAAUUAGAUAUGUAUUUUUUUUCUGUAGCUCUUGACAGAGAAAGGCCUUGACCUCAGCACAUGUCAUAGCACUGCACCUAAGAAGGAGAGUUAAUGAGUGUUCACAUCGUGACCGAGCCGAACCAGAGGAGAUAACAAUCUGUGACUGCUGCAAGGGCAAAUGAUCCGAGAGUUAAUCCCAAUAAAUAUACAUUCACUUUUCGCACAAGAGUCAGAUGUUUGCAGCUGAAGCAUACUGGGGUCUUUAGCACUACUUCUUAAAGACUGAAAGGGAUGUGACUGAAGAACAACUGUGGGCCUGAAGGACUCAGCGGACACAAGGCGGCCAUAACAGACAGAAGAGAAAAGGUCUCUGACCUCACACGGAGCCGAAAUGUAGGGAGUUUCUGGCACAACCUCAUUUUCUUUUAAAUUGUCUCACAGAGAGGAGACUUACUUUUGUUGGAUGACUUGACUGACAGACAGACAUACAGACUGGUGUCUCACAGCAGGGGGCGCUGCAGACAGUCCACAGGAGUUCUGCUAGAUUUUAAUCAACAUUUCCUUAAAGGACCAGCUUGACAUUUCUGGUAAAUCCUCUUGUCCUCUGCCCUCCCCAGAGUCGGAUUAAAAGAUCAGUUUCAUCUAUGUGUGUCCAGGACAAAGAUAGGUCCAGGAUGUGUUAGCCUAGCUUAGCACAAAGACUCGAAGCAGGGGGAAACUGCUAGCCUAGCGUUAUCAAAAGAGAAGAUAUCCACCUUGGAACAACUCCAAAGCUGCCUGAUGUAAAUGUUGUUAUUUAUAUAAGGUUGCUCUUAAAACCAAAAAAAAAGGGAAGGCUGACAAGAGGGUAUCCCAAAGUGUUGUUUUAAAUAGGACACACACACACACACACACACACUCACCUGCUUGGCACAAUCUGCUCUCUGAACGUUUUAUUCCUUGCACAUUGUAAUUAAUGAAGCAGUAUUGUUUAACUGUAUAUUGUUAUUAAUAUUAAUAUAAUUGUUUUGGGACGGAGGGAUGUUUUCCAUCCUGAAGCAGAUUUUGUACUAAACACGAAGGUCCUGAUGACGUUUCCAAUAUGAACUCUGAAAUGUCACAUUUAGUACUAUCAUUGAGUAUUAUUUUUUAUAUGUUCUUUGUGUUUAAUUUUAUCAUUUGUUACGUGUUUUUGUAUCGACAAAAUGGGAAGCCAAACAGUGUUGGACCCCCCUCCCCACCCUUCACCACUGUUGUUUAUAUCAUGUGUUGUUGUCUUGUGAAAGGGGAAUGCCACUGAAUUAAAGUGUACAUGAAGACAUGUAACAAUAUUCCUGUUUCGUUAAGCGACCGCAGUUUGGCUUCUUUGAAAAUCAGCAGGAUUUAACCACAGUCUGCAAGCUUUUUCAGCUGAUGCAGCAGUGAAACCACCAAACCGAGCUGUCUGUUGGACAGAAGCUCCAAGAACUCUGUGUGCCUGUAGGAAACUGACAAUAUGAUGGACGUGGUCACUGAAAAAAAAAUACAUUUUAACAUGUAAUGAGUCUGGAAAUGUCCCUUGCAACAAGUUAAAAUGACCUGGCGGUGUAAUAUUAUCCCCUAUUUAAAAUAAAAAUGAAUUAAUGAGAUAUUUUUAUAGUAGUGCGAUGAUCGAAACAUACAAUAACUGCAUUAAAAAAACAAAACACGA